Messenger RNA from Sitodiplosis mosellana (orange wheat blossom midge), 2289 nucleotides. RefSeq names its product elongator complex protein 3 (gene Elp3). Gene Ontology annotation, molecular function: iron-sulfur cluster binding; acyltransferase activity, transferring groups other than amino-acyl groups. The transcript is spliced from 5 exons. Bases 122 to 1765 code for a protein of 547 amino acids. Gene Ontology annotation, biological process: tRNA wobble base 5-methoxycarbonylmethyl-2-thiouridinylation. Gene Ontology annotation, cellular component: elongator holoenzyme complex; nucleus; cytoplasm. Lineage: Eukaryota; Metazoa; Arthropoda; Insecta; Diptera; Cecidomyiidae. The record is from RefSeq and is a predicted model, not a curated record.
GUCAAAGUGAACGGCAAUUUGCACGUGUGUCAUCACAUCGAAUAUUGUUGCUUCAUUCACGGAAAACGGAAUUAAAACGACGUAAUUGUAGGUAAAAAGGGACAAAAAAUACAAUUAAAAAAUGGGUCGCCAAAAAUUGGGCAUUGGAUUGAGUAAGGAGGAGCGAAUGUUGAUGGUAAUCGGUGAGAUAAUCCAAGAGUUAAUUCAAGCCCAUGACAAACAGAAAGAUGUUGAUUUAAAUCGAAUGAAAUCGCGAAUUUCAUCAAAAUAUGGUUUAGACACAUCGCCCCGAUUGGUCGAUAUCAUAGCGGCAGUGCCAACAGAAGCAAAACACUUUUUGUUACCGAAAUUGCGUGCCAAGCCAAUCCGAACGGCAAGUGGUAUUGCAGUGGUAGCGGUUAUGUGCAAGCCGCAUCGUUGUCCGCACAUCAAUAUGACGGGAAACAUUUGUGUUUAUUGCCCUGGCGGACCAGACAGUGAUUUCGAAUAUUCCACACAAAGUUACACGGGCUAUGAACCGACAAGUAUGCGAGCCAUUCGUGCUCGGUACCAUCCAUUCUUACAAACCAGACAUCGCGUUGAACAAUUGCAACAGCUCGGUCACUCAGUAGAUAAAGUGGAGUUCAUUGUGAUGGGCGGAACAUUCAUGUGUUUGCCCGAGGAAUACCGAGACUAUUUCAUUCGCAACUUGCACGAUGCACUGUCUGGCCACUCUAGCUCAAGCGUCGCUGAGGCUGUAAAAUAUUCGGAAAAGUCACGAACCAAGUGCAUUGGCAUCACAAUCGAAACAAGACCAGAUUAUUGCUUGAAACGACACAUUUCGGAUAUGCUGUCGUAUGGAUGCACCCGGCUGGAGGUUGGCGUUCAGUCAGUUUAUGAAGAUGUUGCACGAGAUACAAAUCGUGGCCACACCGUUCGUGCCGUAUGCGAAAGUUUUCACUUUUCAAAAGAUGCCGGUUUCAAAAUCGUUGCUCACAUGAUGCCAGAUCUACCGAAUGUUGACUUUGAACGGGACAUUGAACAGUUUAUUGAAUUUUUUGAAAAUCCAGCAUUUCGUGCUGAUGGCUUGAAAAUCUACCCAACACUCGUAAUCCGAGGCACCGGAUUGUAUGAACUAUGGAAGACUGGUCGUUACAAGAGCUACCCACCGUCACAGUUGAUUGAUUUGGUAGCAAAAAUUUUGGCUUUAGUACCUCCAUGGACCAGAGUAUACCGAGUACAACGUGAUAUUCCCAUGCCAUUGGUCAGUUCAGGCGUUGAACACGGCAAUUUAAGAGAAUUGGCUCUGGCUCGCAUGAAAGACUUGGGCACUGAUUGUCGUGAUGUUCGAACACGUGAAGUCGGAAUUGUCGAAAUCCAUAGCAAAGUUCGGCCAUAUGAAAUUGAAUUAAUUCGACGAGAUUACGUAGGAAAUGGUGGUUGGGAAACGUUUUUGUCCUAUGAAGACCCUGAACAAGACAUUUUGGUUGGAUUGUUGCGAUUGCGAAAGUGUUCUUCCGAAUCGUUCAGACCUGAAUUAAAAGGCCGAUGCUCGAUUGUUCGAGAGUUGCACGUUUAUGGAUCAGUUGUGCCCGUUAAUGCCAGAGAUCCGACAAAGUUCCAACAUCAGGGAUUCGGCAUGCUGUUGAUGGAAGAAGCAGAGCGAAUUUCGCGAGAGGAACAUGGAAGCACAAAAUUGGCCGUCAUUUCUGGUGUUGGCACACGAAAUUACUAUCGUAAAAUGGGCUAUGAACUCGAUGGUCCUUACAUGUCAAAAUCAAUCUAAAUUUCAAUGAAAAAAAAAAACAAUUCGAAUCAAAAGGAAAUGAAUUUCGUUGGAAUUGUGUCCUUUGCAAUUGCUUUAUUCACGUUUUUACAAUGUGUUUGGCUUAACUAUCUACAAAUUUAGAUACAAAAUAUGAAUAUUUAUAAAUAAAAAUCUUUUUCCUACAUUUUUGUUAUUCUUGUCAAAUAAAUGUCCGUAACAUAAAAAAUGGUGAGAUAUUCGACUUGAAUACAUCGUUUUUUUGUUGUUGUCGUUAACAAAGAAUAAUGUUGCUAGUGUGAUUUCCUAUACAAUUUUUUGUGAUGAACCGAAAACAAUGUAGACAAACCAUCCGACGGUAUUGAUGAGCGCUGCGGUACUGAACACGGCCGACCAACUUUGCGUCAACUCCAGAAUAUGACCAGCCAAAUAAACACCGAGGAAACCUAUUGAAAUAAAAAGAAAAUUUUGUUUUUAAUUUUUUCAAAAAUUAUUUCAUUUUUUACGGUUUUUUUCUCAAAAAAGGAAUAAACUUGUAAAUCAAA